This is a messenger RNA of Synchiropus splendidus (mandarinfish), 4641 nucleotides long. Its product is annotated as lysine-specific histone demethylase 2. The record is from RefSeq and is a predicted model, not a curated record. Gene Ontology annotation, molecular function: zinc ion binding; protein binding; oxidoreductase activity. Lineage: Eukaryota; Metazoa; Chordata; Actinopteri; Syngnathiformes; Callionymidae. The transcript has 21 exons. Bases 437 to 2938 code for a protein of 833 amino acids.
CAAUGUCAGAAGCCUGAGGUGGAUUUAUGUAUCCAGCCACCAUUCCAGAGUCCAUUGAAUGGACAACUAUUUCAACUGGAUUUAAAUGGGAUUGUUACAGGGGUACAAAUACUAAUACCAAUUCAGUAUGUAAUAUUGGUAUUUUUAUAUGUAAAUAAUUAAUACAAAGUAAAAUAACAUCAAAUAACGAGUGUAUAUUUAAUUUAUAUAAUUAUUAUUGUUCGUUGUUAAAAGUUAAAUAUACGACACUUGAAAAUAACGCUCCGGGUUCACGCUUCCUCUUCAAAACCGGAAGUGCUGUUCUACCAACAACGGCGCAUUGAUUUUCCUACGACAAUAAGAGGGAGGUCGGGUUUUUAUAAUUUCAAUUCGAGACCAGGAGAGCGACACUGUGGGUCCCAAAGUUUGGGACUCAGCAUACUCAACACAGUCCGCCAUGUUGUCGGACGCAGAUUAUUCUGGGAACACCUCCGGCGCACGGCGAGGCAAGAAGCGUAACUCUGGGGACUCACCAGGUGACGGCCAAACGGUACGUUCUUCUGGGAGGCAGAUAAACGUCAGGGUGAAACGCACUAACAACCCGCCACCCGGACAGAGCAAACGGAAGGCUACAGACACAGAGGAGGAAGACGACCAAUCAGAGAAGAAGUACAGGAAGUGCGAGAAGGCGGGUUGUUCCGCGACUUACCCUGUUUGUUUUGCAAGUUCAUCUGAUAGAUGUGCUAAAAAUGGCUACACAUCUCGCUGGUACCACCUGUCAUGUGGGGAACAUUUCUGUAAUGAAUGUUUUGACCACUACUAUAGAAGUCACAAAGAUGGAUAUGAGACGUUUGCCCUCUGGAAGAAAGUGUGGACGAGUAAUGGAAAAAGUGAGCCCAGUCUAAAAGCUUUCAUGGCUGAUCAGCUGCUGCCCUACUGGGUUCAGUGUACCAAUCCAGACUGCAGGAAGUGGCGCCAGCUCACCAAAGAGAUCCAGCUCACCUCUUCUUUAGCAGCCACGUAUCGCUGUGGCAUGAAGUUUAACAACAUCAAGAUUGAAGGGCCGGACCAGUGCAGCCAACCAGAAGACCUGAGAGUCGCUGAGGUGGUGGAGAACUGGUGGCACUCGAUGCUGAUUUUGCCUCCACUGUUUAAAGAGAGCCCAGCCACCCCUUUCCUGGCUGCUUAUUACCCUGACUGUGUGGGAAUGAGCCCGUCCGGGUCCCACAGCAACCUGGUGAGCGAGCUGAGGGCCGACCACUGCAGAGCCGUCCAGCCGCAGAUUCCAGGUCUUUCCCCGUACUUCCAGCCCUUCUACCAGCCGAACGAGUGCGGCAAAGCUCUGUGUGUCAGACCAGACAUGAUGGAGCUGGAUGAGCUUUAUGAGUUCCCAGAAUUUUCGCGGGACCCAACGAUGUAUCUGGCGCUUAGGAACCUGAUUUUAGCUUCCUGGCACCGGAAUUGCAAGGAAGUGCUGACGGCUGAAAAGUGUGCCCUGCACAUCAUCGUGCGAGGAUUGGUGCGUGUUCGCUGUGUACAAGAGAUGGAUCGAGUGCUUGACUUCAUGACCAGGAAGGGUCUGAUCAACACCGGCGUACUGACAGCACCGAAGCCACUGUUGCCGGAAAAACACCGCACUAGGAGUGUCAUUGUCAUUGGUGCUGGAGCUUCUGGCCUCGCCGCUGCGCGACAGUUGAAAAACUUUGGCAUAAAAGUACUAGUUCUGGAGGCCAGGGACAGAAUUGGUGGUCGGGUUUGGGAUGACAGCUCUCUAGGGGUCACUGUGGGUCGAGGAGCCCAGAUUGUUAACGGUUGUGUGAACAACCCCAUCGCCCUGAUGUGUGAACAGAUGAACUUCAAGAUGCACAAACUGGGGGAGCGGUGCGACCUGUUCCAGGAAGGAGGACAAGCCACUGACCCAUCCAUCGACAAACGAAUGGACUUCCACUUCAAUGCUAUUUUAGACGUGGUGUCUGAAUGGAGGAAGGACAAGACUCAGAGCCAGGACAAGCCACUAGGAGAAAAAGUACAAGAAAUCAAAAAGAACUUUCUUCAGGACUCUGGGAUCCAGUUCAGUGAUCUGGAGGACAAAGUGCUUCAGUUCCAUCUCAGCAACCUGGAAUAUGCCUGUGGCAGCACACUAAACCAGGUUUCAGCAAGGUCGUGGGACCACAACGAAUUCUUCGCCCAGUUCUCAGGAGACCACACUCUGCUCACCAAAGGCUAUGCUGCUUUACUUCACAAAUUGGCCGAGGGACUGGACAUCAGAACCAAGUGUCCGGUUCAGGCCAUCGACUACUCAGGUGAUGUCAUCAAAGUUACUUCCUCCAACGGCACCCAGUGGACGGCACCUAAGGUUCUUGUUACGGUGCCACUGACGCUCUUGCAGAAGAACAUGAUUCAGUUUCACCCUCCCCUUCCUGAGAGGAAGCUGAAAGCAAUCCACAGCUUAGGAGCUGGGAUCAUAGAGAAGAUCGCUCUUCAGUUCCCAUACCGAUUCUGGGACGGCAAGGUCCAAGGUGCUGACUACUUUGGUCACAUCCCGCCCAGUCCUGACAAAAGAGGAAUGUUCAGUGUCUUCUAUGAUUUGGACCCUCAGGGUAAACAGGCUGUGCUCAUGUCCGUCAUUAGUGGGGACUCGGUUGCUGCAGUGAGAGACAUGGAGGACAAAGAGGUGGUUGGCGAGUGCAUGAAGGUGCUCUGUGAACUUUUCAAGGAGCAGGAGGUCCCUCUGCCCGUGAAGUACAUGGUGACACACUGGAGCAAAGACAUGUGGUCCCAGAUGUCCUACAGCUUUGUGAAGAUGGGAGGAAGCGGUGAAGCUUACGACAUCCUCGCCGAAGAUGUGCAGGGAAAAGUAUUCUUCGCUGGCGAGGCUACUAACCGGCACUUCCCACAGACGGUGACUGGAGCUUACUUGAGCGGAGUCCGAGAAGCCAGCAAGAUGGCUGCCGCAUGAGCUAGUCGUCUCAGAACGUACACCAGCACUGACACACGACUCAUCCAAAGCUCUUGGACACUAAUGCAAACUGCUUUGUGUCUUACAAACAAGAUGACUGUUAGGAACUUUGUUCUAGUCAUCGCAUACACAGUGUGCAUGUGUAUGUUUGUGUGCUUGUGUGGGAUCAAAGUUAGUAACUACAUUUACAUUUACGUUAUAAAUACCCAGCCCUGUUUCACUUUUAGGUGUCAUGGAUGUAAGAUCUGUGUGACCUGUUUUCUGCCAUCGUAAAGGUCCAGUUAAAUCUCAAGUCAGUUGCCCUGGACUGACCCAAACCUCAAAACUCUUGAAUGUACAGCACUUAGGAUUCAGGCUUAAGGACGAAAAGGCUUUUUUUUCCGUCAUGUGAAACAAGACAAAAAUUUUAAAAAAGGAUGGAGCCUUGUGGAACCACCUAAAAGGAGACUCAUCCAGCUACAGACUAUAGCACGAGCCUUUUCAGACCACAGUUUGGGAGGCAAUGGGGCGGAGCUACUAGUACGUUGUAUGAGAACAUGUCGUGACAGCAGACGCAGAGAUCGAGUUGGGGGCGUCACACUUUGGAGAGAAAGUGGAGGAAGAAUCAACACUUUUGGACCAACGCCAACCUUUGCUUUGAUGAACAUAUAGACCCAUUUCUCAGUCUACGUUAUCCAAAAAUAUGCAUGUGAAUUUUGGCAAUGGAAAUGGCUCCAUUGAAAGAGAGGUUUUCAGCGCCAAAUACUGUAUAUAUGGUUGUGUGUUUCUGUGUUCUAACUGCAGAUAAGCUCAGUAAACUUUACAGUGAAGCAACAUGGCACACUCAAAAUAUAUUAUAUGGGUCUGAGAUCCUUUUUUCACCUCUCGCCUCUUUCGUCUUGCUGGUAAAUUUUCCAUCUUUUGCAGGUAGCCCUGUCACAUAGCUUGACAUACUUCCAAUGCACCCACUCAUGUUUAUGAAAUGGGUUAGUAGUUGUGCUCUAAUGCCUUAAAUUUAGCUAUCAGCACCGCUGUACUGCGCCUAAAACUGUGGUCUGGAAAUAUUUAUUUAGAAUAUUUAUUCUCAAGGUGCUUGUGGGAUACUGUUGAAAGAAGGACAAUAUUUUUCAUUUCUCAGUUUCUUACUCCACCAGCAUUUUGAAACAAAAUUGUUGAUAAAUCUUGAAACCAUACAUGUUGGAUUUAGAAACAAAAACUGUAGGAUCCAUAGUGUGACCUGAAGGAAAAAAUGUAAAAAAAAAAUUGUAGUCCCUCAAAGUCAAAUGACUUCGGUUGAAGUGUUCCAAAACUAAAAGACAAUGUAAAGAUCUUUAAAUUACUUUCCAGUUGACCUCUUUGAAUAUUCCUUUACCAUGGUCAGAUGUGAUUUUUGAUAGACGAGAGAGAAGUUGUUGUGUUAGCACUUUGAGUUAAAUAGCGUUCUUGAAUGUGUUUUUUGUUGGACGAAUGAGAAGACGACACACUGAGCCCUCGCUGCCUCAGGGAUGUGAUUUUUAUCAUCGGUCUAAUAAUGAACAAUAUCAGGAUUCAGCAAGUCUCUGUAUUUGUGUGCGUCGAUUCUUGUGGCUUUGGUUUGCGGAGUAACAGAACGUUAUUAUUUACAACCAGCUUUGCGCAUCUCUCUGGGACUCCUCAUGCAAAUCCAGUUCUUGUCAUAGAACACGUUUUAUUUAUCUAUUUGUGUGUAAUAAACUAAGCUGUCA